AUGGACUUCUCCAUGGAAGCGGCCAGGGAGCUCGGCCUCCCCUAUGUCCAGCUGUGGACCUCCAGCGCCGUCAGCUACGUCGGUGUCCGCCACUACCGUCUCCUAUUCGAACGUGGCCUCGCACCGAUUAAAGAUGUCAAGCAGCUGACAAACGAGUACCUUGACACACCGGUGGAAGACGUGCCGGGCAUGCGGAACAUGAGGUUCAGAGACUUCCCGACCUUCAUACGCAGCCCGGCCUCGGACGACUACAUGCUGCAUUUCGCGCUCAGCAUUGCGGAGCGCGCGGUCGGCGCGUUGGCGAUGAUCGCCAAUACCUUCGACGACCUUGAGGGAGAGGCGGUGGCGGCCAUGGAGGCGCUCGGCCUGCCCAAGGUCUAUACCAUCGGCCCGCUCCCGCUGCUCGCGCCGAGCUUAGACAUCAGUAUGAGCCUGUGGAAGCAGCAGGAGGAGUGCCUCCGGUGGCUCGACGACAAGGAGCCCGGCUCGGUCGUGUACGUCAACUUUGGCAGCAUCACCGUCAUGACCAACAAGCAGCUGGUAGAGUUUGCCUGGGGGCUGGUCAAGAGUGGCAAACAUUUCCUUUGGAUCAUCCGUCCCGACCUCGUCAAGGGCGACACUGCAGUGCUCCCCCCAGAAUUUUUGGUCGAGACGGCGGAGCGUGGGCUCGUGGCCUCCUGGUGCCCCCAGCAGCAAGUGCUGAACCACCCGGCUGUGGGCGCGUUCCUGACGCACAGUGGCUGGAACUCAACGAUGGAGAGCAUGUGCGGUGGCGUGCCCAUCAUCAGCUGGCCAUUCUUUGCGGACCAGCAGACCAACUGCCGGUACCAGUGCAACGAAUGGGGAGUCGGCAUGGAGAUCGACACCGACGUCCGGCGCGACGCCGUUGCAAACCUUAUCAUGGAGCUCAUGGAGGGGGAGAAUGGAAAGGUGAUGAAGAAGAAGGCACAUGAGUGGAGGGAGAAAGCGGUCAAGGCGACCAAGCCCGGCGGCUCAUCUCACGACAACUUUGAUGCGCUGAUUCGCGAUGUGCUAGCUCCUAGCCACCAUGGGUGA
This is a messenger RNA of Triticum turgidum subsp. durum (durum wheat), 1056 nucleotides long. The record is from the annotation of a GenBank genome assembly. Lineage: Eukaryota; Viridiplantae; Streptophyta; Magnoliopsida; Poales; Poaceae.